Triplophysa rosa is the source of this 6457-nucleotide messenger RNA. RefSeq names its product WNK lysine deficient protein kinase 4b (gene wnk4b). Bases 25 to 4620 code for a protein of 1531 amino acids. Gene Ontology annotation, cellular component: cytoplasm; cytosol. Lineage: Eukaryota; Metazoa; Chordata; Actinopteri; Cypriniformes; Nemacheilidae. Gene Ontology annotation, biological process: positive regulation of sodium ion transmembrane transporter activity; positive regulation of potassium ion import across plasma membrane; protein phosphorylation. Gene Ontology annotation, molecular function: ATP binding; protein serine/threonine kinase activity; potassium channel inhibitor activity. The record is from RefSeq and is a predicted model, not a curated record. The transcript is spliced from 20 exons.
ACAGCGAAGAUAUAGUAGCCUACAAUGUCACAGGCUGAAGUUGACAUGGCUGGUCUUGGCUUCCCAAAGUUACUUGCCGGGUUCGACGCGGACUCGUUCUUCCCAGCGCGCCUGCCGCCGAGACGCAGGAGACACUCGGCAAACUCCAGGCGACAUGCCUACAGGUUGAACAAACUGCACACUAUGGAUAUAGAGCCUCCGGAGAGCAUCGCGCCUCUCACGAAAACGCUCUCGUGGUCAGCCGACAACAUCGUGUCUGAGAGCACUACUGAAGAGAAGAAGACGGACUCCACUCCUCCACUAUCACCCGACUCCAGUUCACCACCUGCGACCCAGGACUCGGACCCGCAACCGGCAGAGACCUGGACCGCGGAGCAGCCCGGUGGCGCGCGCGGGGUCGAUACGAGUUCGGAAUCGGACGACGAGAGCGCACAGAAAAAGCUUGAUUUGUCGCAGACGCUGUUUGAGAGUAAACGUAAGCAGGAGGAAAAAGAUGAAGUCGAGACCCAAGCUGUCGCCACCUCGCCUGACGGAAGGUUUCUUAAAUUCAACAUUGAGAUUGGAAGGGGCUCCUUUAAGACCGUCUAUAAAGGAUUGGAUACGGAGACCACUGUGGAGGUUGCUUGGUGUGAACUGCAGACCAGGAGGCUGACGAAAGUGGAGCGGCAGCGUUUCAGCGAAGAGGUGGAGAUGCUCAAAUGCCUUCAGCAUCCAAACAUCGUCCGUUUCUACGACUCCUGGAAGUCCACCAUGAAAGGCCACAAGUGCAUCAUACUCGUGACAGAGCUCAUGACUUCAGGAACCCUAAAGACGUACCUGAAAAGGUUUAAAGAGAUGAAGCUCAAGCUUCUGCAGCGCUGGAGUCAUCAGAUCCUCAAGGGUCUUCAUUUCCUGCACACACGAACGCCUCCCAUAAUCCACAGAGAUCUCAAGUGUGACAACAUCUUCAUCACGGGCCCCACAGGAUCUGUUAAGAUCGGUGAUUUGGGUCUAGCCACACUCAAGAGUGCCUCAUUUGCCAAAAGUGUCAUCGGAACCCCAGAGUUCAUGGCUCCUGAGAUGUAUGAGGAGAAGUAUGACGAAGCUGUGGAUGUUUACGCCUUUGGCAUGUGCAUCUUGGAGAUGACCACGUCAGAGUAUCCUUACUCAGAGUGCCAAAACGCUGCACAGAUCUAUCGCAAAGUGACCAGCGGCAUGAAGCCAGACAGUUUUUACAAAGUGAAGGUCCCUGAAUUAAAAGAGAUCAUUGAAGGCUGCAUACGGAUGAACAAAGACGAAAGAUACACCAUACAGGACCUGUUAGAGCACACCUUCUUCCAGGAGAAUAAUGGCGUUCGUGUUGAGUUGGCUGAGGAAGAUGACAUGGUGAAGUCUGGUCUUAAACUGUGGCUUCGAAUGGACCACACCAAAAAGCUUCAUGGCAAAUACAAGGACAAUAACGCUAUUGAGUUCCUCUUCGAAAUCUACAAGGACGUCCCAGAGGAGGUGGCGCAAGAGAUGGUUAUUCUUGGCUUCGUCUGUGAAGCCGACUACAAGCUCGUGGCCAAAGCCAUCCGUGACCGCGUCACCACCAUAAAGCGGCAACGAGAGAAGCUUCGCCGUCUAGCCGAAGAGGUGCAAAGGAGACGUCAGGAGGAGGUGAUCGAGGAGGAACCAGAACCCGCUCCUGAAGCCGAACCUUCAGUUUCCAACCCGCCCGCUCCUAAGCCUCCUGUUGAGACACCUGUAUCGACCCCGACUCAAGCUCCGCCCACCGUCACAGUGUCCGGCCCUGUGUCUCUUCCUGCAAACGAAUCUGUAGAUUCUGGAUUCAAUGCCAGUUUGGUCACCGAACCCGAGGAGGCAGAUGCAGACCAACAGCAGCACUUCAACAUGCAUCACAGCAGCUACUCCUCAGCGACGUCUGAUUGUGAGACAGAUGGCUACCUCAGCUCCUCUGGACAUCAAGAACCUUCAGAAAGCCGUCCUCCUGUGGCGCUGAACCAACCCUCCACAGCUUCACAACCAGCCAGUGUAACGCCUCACAUGGAAGCCCCGCCCAUUGAAGCUCCUCCCACAGAAGCCCACAUUACUCCGGCUGCACCAAUCCCAGCUCUCCGUUUCCCCUCUAGCAUCGCUGUGUGCCAAAAUCCAGAGAGGAAUCAGUCAGGAAGCGGUUUUUCCUCUCCUGUCGACAGCUACGCCUCUGAUGUCACCUCCGGGUUGAGUGAUGGAAACGAAGGACUAUCGGAGAGGGGCGGGAAGGGUCAGAGCAAACGCACGGGGACCAAGCUGCUCAGGAAGAGAUCUCGCUCGCGGUUACGCAUCACUGGGCUGUCGGAUCAAGUUGAUCGGGUGGUGGAGUGUCAGCUACAGACCCACAACAGUAAGAUGGUGACGUUUAAAUUCGAUCUGGAUGGAGAUAACCCGGAGGACAUCGCCACAGUGAUGGUCCAUAAUGAGUUUAUUCUACCUGGGGAACAAGAGGGAUUCAUCCACCGCAUGAAAGACAUCAUUCGUCGGGCCGAGGCCCUGAUGAGGAGAGAGCCUUUGGAACCCCUCGGUCCAGGAGACACACCGCAGCUGCCUUACCUGAGCGGAGCCGGCACGCUGUCUGCCUCACAGCCCAAUCUUUACAUGCACGGCCUCGCUCGCACACACUCCUCCUCCUCAUUGCCAGACUAUGCCGCAGCCAGUAUAGGUCAUGUGACCCGGGGCUCUUCCCCAACGCUGAGGGCCGACUUUUACGUUGACCCCGAUGCUGUUCCACCCGUCCGGCCGCUGCGCUCACAAUCCUUCCACACUACAGGGUCCUCUCAAACCUACCAUGGUCCUGCUCCCACCUACCCACAAUACUCCCACCCUGAUGUUAUGCCCCAUCUGCUUCCAAAUCAGAUGUCCCAUCAGUUCACCAACCCAGCCUACGUUCGCAGCCCCCACCUUCCCUACCCGUACCCUAUAGACCACAACUCCCUCAACCAAAGUCCUCUGACUCGUGUCCCCAGCAACCCAAACUUCUCCUCUUCUUCUUCUUCUUCCUCUUCUGUCGUUUCGCCGGGCGUCGAGAUGUCUCCUCAGGCAGACGUCAACUCUCUUUCGCCUCCCGUUGCAAUUCCACCUGGCCAGCAAGCGCCAGGCAUGUGGCCUUCCCAGCAGCCCCUCAUUUCCCUGGCUAACGCUAUUUCACUAGCUAUGAAUUUUGCACAGUCCUUUAUUCCACCCAACCACAUGCCUCAAGGAUUCCACCCCCAAAUGUCAGGUUACGGUCCCAUGUAUCCAGGCCAGCACGUGGGGAUGAGCAACGCUGAUGUUUCAUACCACCAGGGGGUGCUGAUGGGGCAGUAUAUGGACAUGUACCAAUACCCAGAUGCCCAUUCUCAAAUUCAAGCACCAGUUCCUGAUCUUCAAGAGGGGGGGCAAACAGCAAGUCCACCAGAGAACCUGCUCCCACCAGGGGAGCUGAAAACAGGCAUGCAGCCUCAACUCCCUGACAUUAAACAGACGCUUUCCACCAACCCAAACUCUUCUCCAGGGUCCAUAAGGAGACCCCGGGUGGACAGUCAGUGUGGUAUCACAGGGCAGCUCAGAGAGCGGGCAGACAGCUCUUCUUCAAGCAUACCCAGUAUACCCAGCACCAGCACAUCCAGCACCAGCUCACCAGCGUCAUCUACUUCACACAGUCCGCAAAACACGGUGGCCUCUUCCAACCUGAGAUCCUCCCCCAGUCUGCCAGUGUCUUUGGUCGUAUCUGAGGCGGCUGUCAGUGCGGCCAAAUCAAGACUCUCACCCAUAUCUGAAGAGAAAAAGUCUAUUGUCACUGUUGGACGAUUCCAAGUAAGUCCCAGCAAAGAGACCCCAGUCUCAUCUCCUAUUCCCACCCCCAGCCUCACGCCCACAGCUACUCCCACAUCCACACCCACUACGACCUGCCCCGCAGACACACCCCUCGCACACAGCAGCCAAUCAGACAGCAGCACAGAUCUCCAAGCGGAGUCAGAAGGAAGCCCCAGCUCUCUGAUCGCAUUCCCACUAACCAAACCACCCAGUGAGUCUCUGGCCAGCUCAGAAAGCGCCUCCUUGUGGACUGGAGGAGCUAAAGCCGUGGAGCGUAAAGCUGAGGAACCAGAGGAGGGCCGUGGAGAUGAAGAGGCGGAGGAGACAGAGAUGAGGCGGAGAAGAAUAAGUUUGAGUUUGCUGGACUGUUCAGCCGCGAGUUCUCAGUUCAAUUUAAAUAAGCCGUGGAUGAGCUACACACGCGGCACAUCGUACGCCAGCAGCGACGAGACUGAAAGUGAAGACGAAGAGAUGUACGAGGAACUGCAGGAGCUUCGGGAGAGACACCUGGCAGAGGUUCAAACUCUGCAGGCCUCUCAGAAGCAAGAAAUCGAGGAGCUCUACCAGCAGGUGGGUAAAGUGCCCCCUCCAGGGAUUGUGUCCCCUGCUGCCAUGCUGUCAAGCCGCCAGCGCCGUCUGUCCAAGAGCGGAGGUUACCCCACCUCACGCCGAAACAGCCUGCAGAGACUGGAUAUACUGCCCCCUUCAGGUAUCAUACGUAAGAACUCUGUCAGCGGCAGCAGCAGCGGAUCACAGGAAAGAGCCAAUAAAGGCGUGACGUUUGCCUCCGAUUACACCAGAAUUUGAUGUCUUUAGCUAAUCCUUUGGCCCCCUUCCUGCUCUCCUAAUGGAAAGGAAGUGACAUCGUUUCUUCCUUGUAGUUGAAAUGACUUCCAUCUGCCAAUGAACAUGUGUGCAGUCUCUAGAGAGGAGUGUGUAUUCCUUACGGGUGAAUAUUUUUAGUGGUUAUUUCUGAUUUUAACCAGUCAUAUUCUGCUUAGUAUUUUAAGGACGUUUUGCUCACCAAGUGAACUUUUACAGGAAAACGUUAUUGUAAGUGAAGGCUUCAUAUGGCACAUGUAUAUAAGAUAUAGCUGAUAUCUGUACAGAUUUAAGGAGAAAUGUCCUUUCAUUUAUGCAAGAGUUGAAUACUGGUUGUAUAUAUGUAUAUAUACGUAUAUAUAUAUGAAAAUCAAUUUUUUGCAUUUCGCUCUCCACUUGGUUGCAUUUUGUCCAAAAUGUUUUAAUUAGUUUAAGUGUUUCAUGUAAAUUCUGAGUUUCCAGCAGUCAUAAAAACCUAAAAAUGAAUUGUACUGUCAAGAAUUUUACAUUUUGCUGUAAAAUUGCAGUGUAAUGCAACGCAUGCAGUUCUUAGGGCUUGCUGCAGGUUUCCUUUCGCAUCAAGCAGUAUCAUGUGAAUAUUCUGACAAAAUGUUUUAUUGUGGAUUGCAGAGUAAUUGCACUUUGUUGCUGAAAUAUUUUUGCACACAUAAUAAUUGCACAGUACAGUUUUUGAAAAACGCCUCCCAUAACUAAUGUAAUGAAUUUCUGGUGCGAGUCUCCACCGCAUAAAACAACCGUGCGUAAUAAUGCAAAGGCUUUUAUUGAUAUAUGCAGAUAAAAACAAGCACCAUAAUGAACAUUUUAAAAAGGUGCCCUUUUUCAAAGGUUAAUGAAAGACGAGUACUUUAGUCGAAAAGAUUGACAAUCUGAAAUAUAUAGUGUUUUUAAAUGCCUAUAACAGGUAUGUUAUUUAUUUUUAGGCUCUAAAUUAUUGGGAAAAAUAAGUUCUGAUCAAAAAAUACAGUCUCCUAGUUUAGAGUUUAGUUUGAAAGAUCUCUUACCUCCCACAGUCAAAAUCUAAAUGUGAUCUCACAUUAUUUAAAUGCCUUUCAGCUCAUGUCUGCUUUAUUUUCUUUCUUUAAACUCUUCUGUCUUAAUAUUUUCACUUUUGUUCUUUACAGUAUGUCCUAUAGAGUGUGAAAUGAAGCUGUUAAUCUUAUUUCAAAGAAAAUAGAAAAAAACAACUCUUGCCAAUAAUGUGUGUAUGACACCAGUAGAGACUCCGCUAAGGCCUGCGCAGCAAUGGUACAUACAUGAAUGUGUUAAGACUGUAACUUACUGACAACUGAAAAGCUGUGAAGUUUGAACAAUUAUUGCCUUAAAGUAUCUGUGUCAGAUAUCAGCUGAAGUGUUUUUUUCUGCAUACCCAAAAGAGAUACACUAUAUGUAUUUAGAUAAAGAGAAACUCUGCAUUACAUAUUGAGAGAAAAAUGUUGUACUGCCAUGCAGGUUGUGUCUUUAUGUGGCUUUUUUAUAUUAAAGUCUGAUUCAUGAAUUAAACAUGAUUGUUGUAAAUAUACAAUUAAAUAAUGAUUCAAAGCAUACAGCUUCUUUCUGAGAUUAAUACUGUGAACAUGGACAUACAAUGAAACAACCUUCUAUUGCGUAUGACCAGCAAAGUUAACAAAUAACGUGAAGUACAGAAGUUCUCACUGUCUUGAAAGUGUAAAUAUCUGAUCCUCGUGUUAUCCUAUAUGAUUUGCAUCCUGUGUGCUUCACUGAAACUGAGAAUCUCAAAACUCACCUUUUUUUAGUCAACAUGGUCAAUAGUGCAGUAUUUUGUUUUCAAUUUAUCUCAUAA